Molecule: messenger RNA, 2814 nt
Organism: Ophidiomyces ophidiicola
Lineage: Eukaryota; Fungi; Ascomycota; Eurotiomycetes; Onygenales; Onygenaceae
Gene: PMA1
Product: plasma membrane H+-ATPase
Exons: 4
Coding region: 1-2814 (937 amino acids)
Biological process (GO): regulation of intracellular pH; proton export across plasma membrane
Cellular component (GO): plasma membrane
Molecular function (GO): ATP binding; P-type proton-exporting transporter activity; ATP hydrolysis activity
Source: RefSeq, a predicted model, not a curated record
AUGGCAGAACCAACCGGCUCAACUCGUCCCCAGGGCGAGGGCGUGCCGCCCAACCACCUCGGCACCGCCGUCCCCACCGGAGGCUUGGAGGGUCACGAUGAGAAGGCCUUUGCGUCGUCAUCCCAGCCGCACUAUGAGGAGAAGAAGGGCCCCAUCCCCGACGAAGAAGAGGAGGAGGAGGACAUGGAUGCGCUCAUCGAGGAACUCGAGUCCCAGGAUGGACACAUCGAUGAGGAGGACGAAGAAAGCGGCGAGCCCGGCGGUGCUCGUCCUGUUCCCGAGGAGCUGCUCCAGACCGACACGCGCAUUGGUCUGACCGAUCAGGAAGUCACUGUGCGUCGCAAGAAAUUCGGUCUCAAUCAAAUGAAGGAAGAAAAGGAGAACUUGAUCCUCAAGUUCUUCAGCUAUUUCGUUGGUCCUAUUCAAUUCGUCAUGGAGGCUGCCGCCGUUCUUGCUGCUGGUCUUCAAGAUUGGGUUGAUUUCGGUGUUAUCUGCGGUCUCCUCUUGCUCAACGCCUGUGUUGGUUUCAUCCAGGAAUACCAGGCCGGCUCCAUCGUCGACGAAUUGAAGAAGACUCUUGCCCUCAAGGCCGUUGUUCUCCGCAAUGGUCGUCUCGCUGAAAUUGAAGCCCCCGAAGUCGUACCCGGUGAUAUCCUCCAGGUCGAAGAGGGUACCAUUAUCCCCGCCGAUGGUCGCAUUGUCACUGAAGAUGCUUUCCUCCAAGUCGAUCAGUCCGCCAUUACUGGUGAAUCGCUUGCUGUGGAUAAGCACAAGAACGAUACCUGCUACGCAUCCUCCUCCGUCAAGCGUGGUGAGGCCUUCAUGGUCAUCACCGCUACUGGUGACAACACUUUCGUCGGUCGUGCUGCCGCUCUCGUCAGCGCUGCCUCUUCGGGCUCUGGUCACUUCACUGAGGUUCUUAACGGAAUCGGAACUGUCCUGCUCGUCUUGGUCGUCUUGACCCUCUUGGUUGUCUGGGUUUCGUCGUUCUACCGAUCGAACGGAAUCGUUCCCAUCUUGAAGUUCACCCUGGCCAUCACUAUCAUUGGUGUCCCCGUCGGUCUUCCCGCCGUCGUCACCACCACCAUGGCUGUCGGUGCUGCUUAUCUCGCCAAGAAGAAGGCUAUUGUGCAAAAGCUCUCCGCUAUCGAGUCUCUCGCUGGUGUCGAAAUUCUUUGCUCUGAUAAGACCGGUACUUUGACCAAGAACAAGCUCUCUUUGUCUGAGCCGUACACUGUCGCUGGUGUUGAUCCUGAGGAUCUCAUGUUGACUGCUUGUUUGGCUGCCUCUCGCAAGAAGAAGGGUAUUGAUGCCAUCGACAAGGCUUUCUUGAAGUCGCUCAAGCACUAUCCUCGCGCCAAAUCAGUCCUCACCCAGUACAAGGUUCUUGAAUUCCACCCCUUCGACCCUGUCUCCAAGAAGGUCAGCGCCAUCGUCGAAUCUCCCCAGGGUGAGCGCAUCACCUGUGUCAAGGGUGCUCCUCUUUUCGUCCUCCGCACUGUCGAGGAAGACCAUGCUAUCCCAGAAGAGAUCGAUGCUGCCUACAAGAACAAGGUCGCUGAAUUUGCUACUCGUGGUUUCCGUUCUCUUGGUGUUGCCCGUAAGCGUGGUGAGGGUUCCUGGGAAAUCCUGGGUAUCAUGCCUUGCUCUGAUCCUCCUCGUUAUGAUACCGCCAAGACCAUCAACGAAGCCAAGACCCUCGGUCUGUCCAUCAAGAUGUUGACUGGUGAUGCCGUCGGUAUUGCCCGUGAAACUUCUCGUCAACUCGGUCUCGGAACAAACGUUUACAAUGCUGAGCGUCUCGGUCUCGGUGGUGGUGGUACCAUGCCUGGAUCUGACAUCUAUGACUUCGUCGAGGCUGCCGAUGGUUUCGCUGAGGUUUUCCCCCAGCACAAGUACAACGUCGUCGAAAUCUUGCAGCAGCGUGGCUACUUGGUUGCCAUGACUGGUGACGGUGUUAACGAUGCUCCAUCUCUCAAGAAGGCCGAUACUGGUAUUGCCGUCGAGGGUGCCUCUGACGCCGCUCGUUCCGCUGCCGAUAUUGUCUUCCUUGCUCCUGGUCUGUCCGCUAUCAUUGAUGCCCUCAAGACCUCCCGCCAGAUUUUCCACCGUAUGUACGCGUACGUCGUGUACCGUAUUGCCUUGUCUCUCCAUCUUGAGAUCUUCCUUGGUCUCUGGAUCGCCAUCUUGAACACCUCUCUCAACUUGGAACUCGUUGUCUUUAUUGCUAUCUUCGCUGAUAUCGCUACCUUGGCCAUCGCUUAUGAUAACGCUCCUUUCUCCAAGACUCCCGUUAAGUGGAAUCUUCCCAAGUUGUGGGGUAUGUCCGUUCUCCUUGGUAUUGUCCUCGCCGUCGGUACCUGGAUUACCCUCACCACCAUGUUGGCUCACGGUGAAGACGGUGGUAUCGUCCAGAACUUCGGUGUCCGCGACCCCGUCCUCUUCCUCGAAAUCUCCCUGACUGAGAACUGGCUCAUCUUCAUCACCCGUGCAAACGGUCCUUUCUGGUCCUCCAUCCCCUCAUGGCAACUUGCUGGCGCUAUCUUGGUCGUCGACAUUGUCGCCACGUUCUUCACUCUUUUCGGUUGGUUCGUCGGCGGUCAAACCUCCAUUGUCGCUGUCGUCCGUGUCUGGAUCUUCUCCUUCGGUGUUUUCUGUGUGAUGGGUGGUGUCUAUUAUAUCCUCCAGGGCUCCGCUGGAUUCGACAACAUGAUGCAUGGCAAGAGCCCAAAGAAAUCGCAAAAGCAACGUUCCCUCGAAGAUUUUGUUGUUUCGUUACAACGUGUCUCUACUCAACACGAAAAGAGCUCAUAA